Acipenser ruthenus (sterlet) is the source of this 4426-nucleotide messenger RNA. RefSeq names its product protein-tyrosine kinase 2-beta-like. Gene Ontology annotation, biological process: protein phosphorylation; signal complex assembly. Gene Ontology annotation, molecular function: ATP binding; protein tyrosine kinase activity. The transcript is spliced from 31 exons. Gene Ontology annotation, cellular component: cytoskeleton; focal adhesion. The record is from RefSeq and is a predicted model, not a curated record. The coding region runs from base 149 to 3151 and encodes 1000 amino acids. Lineage: Eukaryota; Metazoa; Chordata; Actinopteri; Acipenseriformes; Acipenseridae.
AUUUAUGAAGCCAUCUAAUCUUGGAGUGCAACGUUAAAAGAACAGUCAUUCACCUGCCCUCGGAACAACAGUGAAAAGGAAUACAACGUGACUUUCGUUUAGGGGGGUGGUGUGAUGGUGGUGGUACAGCAGUGACCAGCACUGGACGAUGGCAGGAGACACCAACACCCUGACAUGGAGCAUGGGAGACAUAGGCCGCAGUUUAGACGGGCUCUCGGAUAGACCCCCUGACAGGCUUAUUCCAGGGGACAGGGGUGACAUCAAGAUCCUAAAGGUCUGCUUCAUCAGUAACAGCUUCAACCUGGGCAAGAACUUCAAGCUGGUCAAGUGUGAAAGCUCCUGGGCAAUCAGGGAUAUCAUUAACUCUAUCUUGACGAGUGGAAGGAUAGGCCCCAAUAUCACUUACACAAGCUGCUACGGGCUGCGUCUGAAGCAUCUGAAAUCGGACGAGAUCCACUGGCUGCACCCUGACCUGACUGUGGGGGAUGUGGAGCAGAAGUACGAGCGCCUGCAUGUGGAAGCAGAAUGGAGGUACGACUUGAGAAUCCGAUACAUCCCAGAUAACUACGCUGAGAAAUUCAAGACGGACAAAACCACCUUAAUCUACUUCUAUCUGCAGGUCCGCUCUGACUACAUGCAGUACUGCGCUAGCAAAGUGAGUGACGGGAUGGCUUUGCAGUUGGGCUGCCUGGAGAUCAGGAGAUUUUGCAAAGACAUGAGUCAAAAUGCUCUAGAGAAGAAAUCCAACUUUGAACUAUUGGAGAAGGAUGUGGGUCUUGAUCUCUUCUUUCCUAAACAGUUGCAGGAUGGUUAUAAGGCCAAGCAGUUUCGCAAGAUGAUCCAUCAGACCUUCCUGCAGUAUUCCACCCUCAACGAGGAGCAGUGCAUCAUGAAGUUCUUCGAUACUUUCAGCAACUUCUCAAACUUCGAUGAGGAGGUCUACCCCUGUGAACUGGCUCAAGGAUGGAGUAUUGCAGUGGACCUGGUCAUUGGUUCCAAAGGGAUUCGCCAGAGGUCCAGCAAAGAGGCCAAUCCCACCUGUUUAGCGGAGUUCCAACAGAUUAAAAGCAUCAAGUGUUCCACACUGGAGGAGGGGAAGACCAUGGUUCACCUGGACAUAGCUGGAGCCAGACAGCCCUUGUCCAUUAAGACCUCCUCCUUGGCAAUAGCAGAGAACAUGGUUGACUUGAUUGACGGGUACUGUCGGUUACAGAGUGGAGAGGAUAGCUCCCUGAUUGUCAGACAGAAUAAAGACAAAGAUCUUAGACAUUCUCUCCCUGCAAUUCCCAACGAUCACAGCGACAGAAAUUCCAGAGAUGUUCAAACACAAAGCUUUGGGUCUGAUAUUUAUGCAGAAAUACCAGAUGAAAGGCCGAAGUCUGUCAUAAAAUAUGGUCUCUCCCGAAGUGAUAUAGUCCUGGGGAGGAUUCUGGGAGAAGGAUUCUUCGGAGAGGUGCAUGAUGGGGUUUAUAAAACCAAAAAAGGGGAGAGUAUACCAGUGGCGGUGAAGACGUGUAAGGACUGUUCUCCUGACGUCAAAGAGAAGUUCAUGAGUGAAGCAGUCAUCAUGAAAACUCUGGAACACCCGCACAUAGUGAGGUUGAUUGGAAUCAUUGAGGAGGACCCAGUGUGGAUUGUCAUGGAACUUUACAAAUACGGAGAGCUUGGACACUACCUUGUUGAGAACAAGAGCACGUUGAGAACUGUGACCCUCGUCCUCUACUCCCUGCAGAUCUGCAAAGCGCUAGCCUACCUCGAGGGAGUUAACAUGGUGCACAGGGACAUUGCAGUAAGGAACAUUUUAGUUGCAGCUCCAGACUGUGUGAAGCUGGGGGAUUUCGGCUUGUCGCGGUACAUAGAGGAAGAAGAGUAUUAUAAAGCCUCUGUAACCCGUCUGCCUAUCAAGUGGAUGGCUCCGGAAUCUAUCAACUUCAGGCGCUUCACCUCGGCCAGUGAUGUCUGGAUGUUUGCGGUGUGUAUGUGGGAGGUCAUGAGCACAGGAAAGCAGCCUUUCUUCUGGCUGGAGAACAAGGAUGUGAUCGCCCAACUGGAGCAGGGGGUCCGACUCCCCAAACCGGAAGAGUGUCCCCCGACCCUGUACACCCUGAUGACCCGCUGCUGGACCUAUGACCCCCGAGAGAGGCCAAAGUUCACCGAGCUGGUCUGCAAACUCAGCGAUAUGCACCAGAUGGAGGUGGAGCAGGAUGCGGAAAGGAAUCGGAGUCGCGUGAGAGGCACCAAGUUCCUCGAGCCCAUUAUCACCAUCAGCGAGCCACCACCAAAGCCUUCAAGAAAGAAAUGCAUGCCUUUUGGGCAGUUUGUCAGUCCUGGCCUCCAGGUGCAGCUGCCUGAAGCUCUGUGUGCCAGCUCGCCCACUCUUGCUAGCCCAUCUGACUACCAGUCACCGGUUGACUCAAACCAUAUCCGUCCGGUGGCGCAACACGACAUCUUCAGACGCCGCAGCAUGAGGGAAGCUGAUUUCACCUUCGAGCCCACCAGUAAAGAGGACGCCCAAAGGAUGUGGGAGAUAGAGAAGGCCAAACUGCAGGCCACCCUGAAGAAGCAGAAGCAGGACAUGGUGGAGGACAACAAGUGGCUGGAGAAAAACGAGAAGCAGCUGGAUCCGAUGGUACAAGAGGGAUGCAAAACGUCAGAGACAGCAGACUCUGGAUAUGCUGAAUUUACCGGUCCCCCUGUGAAACCUCCACGAGUCACAGCUCAGCCCACUCCAACUGCAGAGCUGGACCGCACAGAUGACCAGGUGUACAGCAACGUCAUGGAGCUGGUGAAGGUGGUGGUGCAGCUGAAGAACAAGGUCAAAGAGCUGCCUCCCUCAGAGUACUUCAGCAUCGUCAAGAAUGUGGGUCUGACUCUCCGUAGCCUGAUCAGCAGCGUGGAGGAGGUGUUGCCCACUCUCCAUGCAUCCAUACGAACAGAGAUCGAAGGCACCCAGAAGCUGCUGAAUAAGGACAUGGCCGAGCUGAUUAGCAAGAUGAAGCUGGCACAGCAGAACGCCGUCACCUCGCUCAGUGAAGAGUGCAAGCGUCAGAUGCUGGCGGCCGCCCACACACUAGCCAUGGACUCGAAAAACCUGCUGGACGCAGUGGACCAGGCGCGGGUCCGAGCCAACGUAGCCAAGCUGGCUUCCUAGUGACUGACCCAGUUGGAGCUCAGGGCAGGGACUCAUAGACUCGUAGGGGGGGUGGGGGUUGGGGCGCAGCUCAAAGUAAGCCUUCUUAUGAAGCUGAUAUAGGCAGUGCUGUGGAAUAUUUUUUUAAUUAAAAAAAGUGAAAAAGAAAAGAAAAAGUUGUGAAACUUUUUUGUGGGGAAUUUGUAUUAUUAACAUUAUUAUUUUAGGCUAGGUGACUCAGAACCACACUGUACAUAUGUAAAGAGGUUGUAAGAGACCUUGCAGGUGCUCCAGCCCACCCCAACAAAUUAUAUAUAUAUAUAUAUAUAUAUAUAUAUAUAUAUAUAUAUAUAUAUAUAUAUAUAUAAUGUAGUCUGCCAAAGCUAAAAAAAAAGUGUCUACAGAGGAUAAGUUUGAGCUAAACAAUAGCUGACAUAUUUGUAUAAACCCCUUCUGUACCUCAGCUUAGGGAAAAUCAGAUAUGGUUGCUAGACAGUGGCAGACUCAGGUAUUUUGUUGUUUUGUGGUUUUCUUCUUAAAAUACCACUAAUGCACAUAAGAAUAAAUAGAAUUGCAGGUAAUUUGUUACUAGUGCCAUGAUUUUGAAUCCUCCCAUGUACCUUUUGUCUUUUAAUAAUAUGAUCAAUCUUCUGGACCUUGAGGAAUUGCUUUUCAAACAGAUUCUCUGGUUGUACUAUACUGUUGGUUUAUUUUAUAUUUAUUACAAUGUGAAAUACACAGUACUGUAAGUAUUAGGCUACAAGUUUCAAUUGAUAGCUUUCUUUUAUGAAAUGAAAAGUUAUACAGGGCAGUUUUAUUUUACUUUUACUGCAAGGUAAGACUUCACUGGUGUAUAAGCACAUUUCCCAAAUCCAGACUAUACACAAUUGUAGAAAUUUAUUUUGGGUGUGAGAAACUGGUGUCAGAUCCUAUUAGUUGUUUCUAACUUGUGGGUGCCAUACUUAAUUUCAGAGUGGAAGGCAUUGGUAGGUAACUAUCAUUUCUGGUCAAUUUAAUUUAAAGGGAGCAAUGAGAAUUCCAGUUGAGGUUGUGGGAAUUGUUGAUACUGACAAAUAACCAUUAGGAGACUACACUGAAGCCCCUCUGUUCUCUCACUGCGUUCAGGGGGUAAUAAAGUAAAACUGCAUUAUACAUCUUAAACAGUACUGUUUAGUAAACUAGGCCUAUAAUGUUUACACUGUACUUUGUGUUCUAAUACAUUUAGGAAUAUGUUGUAUGUUAUUACACUGUAUAGGGUUGUACUAAUUCAGAAAAAAUAAAAAAAAAUCCUCUUGA